Molecule: messenger RNA, 1586 nt
Organism: Aspergillus calidoustus
Lineage: Eukaryota; Fungi; Ascomycota; Eurotiomycetes; Eurotiales; Aspergillaceae
Source: the annotation of a GenBank genome assembly
GUAGUGCAAUGUUAGCUUUGGAGAUGUGAGAGGGGUGAAUGAGAGGUACGAACCGUAAUUGGUCCCUGCGUCCGGGACGAUGCUGCGUCCUGGAAGGCGCGUGUCGUUGAGUUUUCCCUUGAGGCGGUCGACCUCGGCCUUGGGUAUGUCAACUUGGAAGGGUUUGACGAGCGGUUUGGCCAUGAUGAGAAUGAGGAGAAUGAUGAGUUGGCUGACUGAAAAAGCAUGCAACGACUAUUUAUGUAUGAUGUCAGGAAAUAAUUGAUCUCACCCGUUAGAGUAUUCAGAGGCUCGGCCUUCCGUUUGGAUCAACUCGAUAGCCUAGUUAAGAGUGUCACGCAGAUGUCCCUCUUGCUCGUUCCUCCACGAGGCAAGGAAUCGUCUUGGAAAGGUAAUCACCGAGUAAUCAGCUACGUCACGGCUUCCAACGACUGUUGCGCCCCAAAUAGGUCCUGCGACAGGCUGCUGGUGAGUGGUUAACUCGAUGGAGCUGUGUUGUUCAAUCACGGAGCUUCGGCCGAUUUCCCGGCGAUGCAGGUCCAGCAACUCUGGCUUAGCCACCCUCGGACCCUUUUUUUUCUCCAAAGUGACAUAUUAGUUUUUGAUAAGCCUUUUGAACAAGAUCAAUCUUCAUUGUUUGUCGACCUGUUACCACAUUUCUGUCAACUACAACCCGUAGUCUGUGAUAGAUAUUCUCAGAUUCAUGAUGACCCUUGCUGGAAAGACUGCGCUCCUGACUGGAGCCUCGAUGGGCAUCGGGGAAGCGAUCGCGACCUCGCUCGCAGAACAAGGCUGCAAUCUCAUCCUCAUCUCACGCUCAGAGGACAAACUCGCAACCCUAGCCAAAAAGCUGUCAGGCCAAACCUCGUCCAUCAAAAUCACCUGGCGAGCAGUCGAUAUCGGCGACCAACCCGCCGUAGACGCAGCCAUCGCCUCCGCAAUUGAUGAACUCGGCCCCAUCGACAUCCUCAUCAACAAUGCCGGCCUCGCCCUGGGCGCCCCAGCCCGCUUCCCGGACCUCAGUAUCCCCGACAUAACGACCAUGGUAAACACGAACAUCAAUGGGCUCAUGUACGUCACCUACACGGUGCUCAACCGCUCCAUGCUGCCCCGCGGAUCCGGCACGGGCACGAUCUUGAACAUCACCUCGAUAACGGGGCUCGAGGUGCCCCCCUUCCCGGGCGAGGCCGUGUACCACGCGAACAAGGCCUUCCAGGAAGCAUUCACCAACGCGCUGCGCAAUGAGCUGAGCGGGACGGAUAUCCGAGUCCUGGCGCUGCGCCCCGGAUGUGUCGCGACCAACUUCCACUCCCUGCGCGUUGGGCACGAUAAGGAGAAAUAUGACAAGUUCUUUGAGGGGCUUGAGCCUCUUGUCUCCGAGGAUAUUGCUCGAGCAGCCAUUUACAUGCUAAGCCAGCCCCUCAACGUCUCUGUGAAAGCGAUGGAUGUGGUUCCGUCGGCCCAACGAUCGAUCACAGUAUUUGACCGCAACUGGAGCGAGCGUAACCGUUAGGUCUUAAGAUUGAACAGUAGCUAGGAUAGUAAAGACCAGAGAAAUAUGAAAUACCAGAUUAUACACACGUGAG